AUGGCACCGCUCCGGCCCCCACCCGGGCGGCGCGCUCGCUUCUGGACGACCAGAUCGACCAGGUCCGCCGCCUUGCGUGCAGAUCAAAAGGAACCAGUUGGUGACCCGCCCCGCCGGGCGGCCGUGGACGUGAGCGCCCUGGCGCGGAGCCGGGUGGUGCGGGCCCCGGGCCGGGGGGUUCCUGGGGACCGGUGGCUGCUUGGGAUGCUGCUCUUUCUGCUCCUGCUGCCGCCGCCCGCGGACGCCUGGUACAAGCACGUGGCGAGUCCCCGCUAUCACACGGUGGGCCGCGCCGCCGGUCUGCUCAUGGGGCUGCGCCGCUCGCCCUACCUGUGGCGCCGCGCGCUACGCCCGGCCUCCAGUCCCCUGGCCUGGGACACCCUGGCUCCUGGGUCUGCAGAUCGCAACGCCCUCCUCCUGCUUCCCUCGGGGAUACGGGAGCUGCGGGAGGCGCGUCGCCGGAGCCCGGGAGCAGGGCUCAUGGCCCGUGCCCCUCGGAGUCUGCGUGCCUCGGAGCUCGAGCCGAGGCUGGGCAUCCAACCCUGGACCUCAGCGGUGACUGCCAGAGCCUUUGGAGAGACGUCUUCUACUUCGACCCAGCCACGGUCCCUGGAGCAAAUGACCUUCGCCAGCCCCACUUGGCUCCAGGACCUCCCUGAGAACAUUCACUAUCCGCGUCGGCCCUGCAUGUGAACCAGGAGCUGACUCAGGAGUGGUCGCUGUUUGUAGGACGCACAGCUCCGGGUUCCUGCCAGAUUCGGUGUUCUGGUCAAUAAAACCAGCUUGAUUUCUGC
Cavia porcellus (domestic guinea pig) is the source of this 794-nucleotide messenger RNA. It is a transcript of the gene Npw, whose product is annotated as neuropeptide W. Gene Ontology annotation, biological process: G protein-coupled receptor signaling pathway; feeding behavior. The record is from RefSeq and is a predicted model, not a curated record. The transcript has 3 exons. Bases 1 to 693 code for a protein of 230 amino acids. NCBI's taxonomy places the organism in Eukaryota, Metazoa, Chordata, Mammalia, Rodentia, Caviidae. Gene Ontology annotation, molecular function: G protein-coupled receptor binding.